AUGGCCAAGUAUACAGACGAAAUAGAGCAAUGGAGGGCUAAUUUGGAAAAAAAACAGAGUAUGCCUGGGGGAAUACAAGAACUUGAAGAAAUGAACGAAAAAGAUCUAGAGAGAGAAAUACGAAUGUGGAAAGAAGGUAAUAAUGGUAAAAUGACACAGGAUUGGAAAGAAAAUUACUCACAACAAGGUCUACCAUUGACUGGAAUUAUUGGAAAAUUCACAUACAAACAGGAAAAACGAGAUGAAGGAUCAGGUCAAAACGAAAACAAAUAUGCAAAUCAGAAAUCACGAUUAACUGAACAAGACGUAGAGAAACAAAUACGGUUGUGGACAGACGCACAUCCGAAUAAAGAAAUCAAAGAAUUAAAGAUACAAUUAGACGCCCCGCCAUUAACCAAUGAUCCCACAUCAAAGAUACUACUAGACUGGAAAGAGAAACAAUUACAAUUAGAAAAAGAGCGUAACAAAUGGUUCGAACAACAGAUAGAACUGCAUUUAUCAUCAAUAGAAAAAUUAGGUUUGCAAAAAGUAAAUGAAAAUAAAAAAGAAAACCUAAUAAAAAAUGAAUCAGUCUAUUAUGAAAGAUUAAAGGAAAAUGAAGACGUUUCAGAAGAAGAAGUUGUUCCAGAAGAAGAAGUUGUGCCCAAUCCAGUGACAGAUAAAGAACCUGUAAUAAACAUUUCGAUUGGUGAAUCAGACGAGUCAAGUGACUCCGUUAGUGACGAAGAUGAUGAACCAACGGACGUUAAGACUACACAAGUUAAUGAUAAAAAAGAUGAAUCACAGAAGCCUCUAAGUAGUUCCGAGAAGAAGGCACUACAAUGGAAGGAAAUUCUAUUAAAAACCAAUAAUGAUGGACAAAAGAUGACAAAUACAAAGAGUAUAGAAAACAAAGUUCGAGAGGAAUUAGCAAAAAUCAUGGCAAGUGAAGAUAAAAACCCAACAAAAACAAAAAAUAAUAAUUUUGUAAAAGCCAUGACUAAUAUUGCCAACUCAACAAAAAUCAAGAUAAAAGAAUUGUUGAAGAAACAAUUGAAAAAUCAAAUGGGUAACAAUACGCUUAUGAAGAUGACACCUAAGAAAAACUCUUUACGUAGUUCUCUCUUAAAACAUAAGAGUGCUACCAAUAAAGCUCCAGGAAAAUGCAUUCAGAAGUGUUUCGCACCAAAAUGUAAAGUUCAAUGCUUGGGACACGGCGCAUCGGCAGCGUGCAGUGCAAACUCUUGCAGUGCUGUGACUAGAGGUCUAGAUUCUGCAUCCUUAUGUACGGGAGAACUAUGUGAUGCAUUGUGCUACAAAGAACAAUGCAUAGCGGCGUGUGAAGGUCCAGUUUGCUUUGCCAAAUGUCAGGGCAAAACAUGUCACGCAGUGUCUAAAGGUCGAGCGUCACAAUCAGCGUGCAUGAAGGAUGAUUGUAUGGCUUAUGCAACCGGCCCAGAAGUCAAUACAAAGUGCAUAGGAGCGAACUGUCAAGCUCAGUGUAUGGGGCUAAACUGUGAAGCCAGGUGCGAAGGCUCGAACUGCAUUGCCGGGUGCAGCGGAGAGAAAUGCCGGGCCGUGUGUUCCGGCAGGAACUGCCAAAAGUCCAUCAGUCCAGACUCUAAUAUUGAUGAAAUACCAAUAACAAAACCAGACUACAUUGAAGGUGAUGUCACAAGUGAUGAAGACGUCUCCGCGCUCAAAGAAGAUGAAGGUGGAAUCGAUAAUCAAGGUCAAAACUUCGAACUAUUAGAAAUGGAUGAUGAUACUACAAACGAUGAUGAAAAAAUAUCAUUAAAUUACGCUAUAAAUGUCCAAUUAACUGAUCAAUUCAUUGACUCUAUAAAGAAGAAACUUACUUAUUUGAGGAAUAGUAAUUUGUUGCGAUUACUACCUAAGACAUUGAGUAACAUUUAGGAUAAUUUUCUAGACAUGGCUGGUUACUCUCGUAAAUAUAUUGAGUAAAGCUCAACUUGUUUCAAGUUACAAAAGGACUCUUCCUCGUGAGCAGCGUGCGCAGUCGCGGCGACGUCGCUGUGACUCGAAACUAAUAGAGCUAUUCUCAGUUAUAGUGACCCGCCAUUUCUAGUUAAUUAUGUCUUUUGAUGGUCAUUAUAACAAAAUUUAGUCAAUGUUGCAUGAAAUUGUUGAUGAGAGGUCUACCUCUGGCAUCAUUCUUAAGGCUAAAUAAUCUGCUGUUUUAAGUAAUAAUCUACAGGGUAUAUAAGGAACGCAUCCAAAACGCGAAGACCGGUGAUAAUAACACCUGCGACUUUAUUUUUUUUUAAGUAAAUGUUUUUUUUCGUGG
This is a messenger RNA of Spodoptera litura, 2287 nucleotides long. The record is from RefSeq and is a predicted model, not a curated record. NCBI's taxonomy places the organism in Eukaryota, Metazoa, Arthropoda, Insecta, Lepidoptera, Noctuidae.